Cyclocybe aegerita is the source of this 2061-nucleotide messenger RNA. The record is from the annotation of a GenBank genome assembly. Lineage: Eukaryota; Fungi; Basidiomycota; Agaricomycetes; Agaricales; Hemipholiotaceae.
AUGGGUAUAAAACUGCUAGCAGUACUGCUGGCUUGCUUCAAGUUCUUCACCCGCCGAUCUGACGACGAUUCUACUUCUGAACCUCCACCAAUGUCUUGCCCUGUGCGAACACCCGAUGGCCGCCCCCUACCCCGCCUUCCGUACAUGAAGAGGAGGGAAGCGCCGACGACUUACCACGAUGCACUCAAGCUAUCCGUCGAAGGAUUCAAGGACAUGAGGUCCAUGCUUGACUGGUUCUUCGACGUCGCCGACUUUCAGCCAAUCGCUCGCUCUCUCACGACAACUGAGGCCGAAACCCCUCCCCAGACGGAUGAAGAUAACCUAAAGAAGAAGCGGGCGCUCUAUCAAUGGGAGCUCAACGACAGCUUCCCUCCUCACUUGAGGACUGUUCCAUCGGCGGUCAGCCAGCCAGCCACCUCAAUCUUCAAGUUCAAGCGUCUCUACGACUCCCUCCAAGCAGUAUACCCAUGGCUCCCAGAUGUAGACUUCUUCCGCAGCCUCGCGCCAUCUGCGUCUAACGACAUGGCCUCCCUCGAGCGCCGGAACAAGCUACUCCAUUACACCACGAUCGGAACCAUGUACACUGCCGAGAACAUCGGUCUCCGCGAGGACUGGUUUACGGAUGCCGUCUUUGCACAACAACAGUUCAUCGGCGUCAACCCCUGCACAAUUACAGCAGCCACCCCGCAAUGGAUCCAAGCCUUUACGAAAGCUGCCACGGACCAGGGCAAUGCAGCAGCAGCUCAGCUGAUCGCGGCGUCGACGAAUUCGUUCUAUGUCCAGGAUUACAGCAAUUAUAGGUCGGCGGCGGGAAUGGGUCCCACGCAGACCUUGACAUCAGAUUUUGGCGACACGACGGGACACCAGCCCCGGUUUGGAUGUGCGUCAGUAGUCCUAUUCCAGUUGCUGCCGAAUGGCAAGCUCCAUCCCAUCGCCGUCGUCCUUGAUUACAAGGGCAGCAUCGAUGCCAAUAUCAGCAUCACGGUCUUCAACAAACGCCUCUCUCCUACGGCUAAUUGGGACCAGAAGAACGAUUGGCCGUGGCGCUAUGCGAAGAUGUGUGCUCAGGUGUCGGACUGGACGCGUCAUGAGCUUGCGGUGCACCUUGUGCACACUCACUUCGUCGAAGAGGCGACAAUUGUGGCAGCUCAGCGCAGUUUCCCUGAUUCUCAUAUCGUGUUUGCAUUGUUGAGCCCGCAUUGGAUCACGACGCUUUCGUUGAACGCACUGGCGAGAGAGGUCCUUGUGCCCUCGAUGGUUGCCCCAAUUUCGUAUUUCAAGAUUCCCGAGAUAUUUGCUAUCUGCAACGACGCUUACCAUUCAUUUGAUUUUGUGGGGUCAUAUGUUCCAAACGACAUGAAGAGGCGUGGUUUCGACGUCUCUCAGUUCGAUGAUCCCAAAGGCAAGUUCCACAACUACGCCUACGGUCGCGACGUUGCGAAGAUGUGGGAUGUCCUACGCAAGUUCGUCAGCUCAGUCCUAACUGCCCACUACAAGGGUGGUGAUGCCGAAGUCGCGGCCGAUAAAUACGUGGCUGGCUUCUGUACGGAGAUGCAGUCUUCCGAAGGCGGAGGGUUAUCGUCAUUCCCGACCAUCAAGACUCUGGACGACCUCGUCGACGUAGUCACGAUGUGCAUCCACAUCGCAGCGCCCCAGCACACUGCCGUCAAUUACCUUCAACAAUUUUACUUGACCUUCGUCCCGAACAAACCAUCUGCGCUUUUCGCUCCUCUGCCCAAGUCCCUCAAGGAGCUGCAGGGAUAUAAGGAGCAGGACAUCCUGAAGGCGUUGCCCCUCCAGUCUCAGGUUAGCUGGCUCAUGAUGGCUCAGGUCCCGUACUUGCUGUCUGCAGAGGUCGAGCCAGAGAACAAUAUAAUCACAUAUGCGGGCGAAGCGGCGAGCAACCGCAACCCACUCAUUGCUCAGGCAGGUAAGGUACUGCAGAAAGAUGUCGCGACUUUGGGGACGACGUUCAGGGACAUAAGCGACCAGAUGGAUGACCAGGGCACAAAGUACAAGGUUUUAGACCCUGUAGAUUUGGCGUCUGCUAUAAUCAUCUAA